AAACGACGCAGCGAAACGCGUCGCGAUUGGCUGGAAGCCGGUCACGUGCGCCGCUGUUCGGUGGCGCAGGAAGCCCCGGGGGUUUGUGAGGGGAUCACCGAGGGGACCCCGCGGACGUCGGGAGGACGACUCGAGGGGGAGGACGACUCGAGGGGGAGGACGACUCGAGGGGGACGACUCGAGGGAGGGGGGGGGGGACGAUGCAGGGCUCCUGGGACGUGAGCGGCGGCGGCAGGAAGCGUAGCGACCCCUGCGGCCCGGAGCGUCUCUCGUUCCUGCAGGCGCUCGUGUGCGAGUACCAGGAGUCGACUGACGAGGGCGCGUGUGACCAGGUGCUGGCGAACUUGGCGAACUUCGCGUCGGACCCGACCCAGGCCCCCUUCCUGCUGGCGCUGCAGGUCCCCGCGCUCUUCAGCGAUGCAGCGACCAGCAGCAGAGAGAGAACGGCGGAGUUCGGCAUGGGAGGCCUGUGUAACCUGUCCGCGGACCCGCGCUGCCGGGACGCCAUCGAGGCGGCGGGGGGCGUGGAGGCGGCGGUGCGCUGCCUGUCGCGCGCGAGCGAGGAGACGGUGCUCUCGGCCAUCACCGCGCUCGUGCUGCUGCGCCAGCAUCGGCACCAGCGGCAGCAGCGCGGGCCGUGGGCGGCGCUCCCCGUGGUGCAGUGCAUGCUGCGCCUGCAGCAGGCGGAGAGCGCCCGCCUCCGCACGCUCGCAACCCUCUUCCUCCAGGACUGCUGCAGCCCCGCGCAGGUGGAGGAGGCACACAAGACUGAGAGCCAAUCCGCCGUGGGGAUCCCGCUGCCCCCAGGGCCACCCCCAACCACAGACCUUAGUCCGGGCAGGGGACCCUGAGGGGAGGGAGAACGGAGGUGGGACUGGGCUUCACUAACCCAGGCCAAUAUCUGGGUAUCGCACCGGGGCGGCCCAGGGCCAUGGAGAUUCUGGGUUUGGUGCUUCCCGUUCAGCAACAAGAAUGUUGAGUGUUUCUCUAGCGUCCGUAAGUCACCACAUCGUGCAACGUUACACAAUCCUCAAACAUGGAGCCGCGCGCGCAUUCACGAGUGCUUAUGCACGAAAGGGGAAAACCGGAGAGCACCUGGAGAAAACCCGCACGUGCAAGGUGGGGCAACACUCUAUCCCGUACAGGUGGGACACGUGAAGAUGAAGCCACGCUUGCUGUACUGCCUUCUCUUGAGCGAGCCAUGGGUACGGCGGCACCUCCUCGACCCCCACGGGAACGGAGUUUCGCGACAUCUGUACUGCAAUCUACCAACCCUCGCUCCUGCUGCCUCCACACGCAGCCACGCGCGGCGUAGACAACCUCUGCUCAGCCAUACCGGGGUGCAGAGUUGUGGUUCAUGAAGCGAUUGUAAAUACAAUUUUUUUUUAAAUAA
Lethenteron reissneri (Far Eastern brook lamprey) is the source of this 1393-nucleotide messenger RNA. RefSeq names its product armadillo repeat containing 7 (gene ARMC7). NCBI's taxonomy places the organism in Eukaryota, Metazoa, Chordata, Hyperoartia, Petromyzontiformes, Petromyzontidae. The record is from RefSeq and is a predicted model, not a curated record.